Molecule: messenger RNA, 890 nt
Organism: Syzygium oleosum
Lineage: Eukaryota; Viridiplantae; Streptophyta; Magnoliopsida; Myrtales; Myrtaceae
Product: major allergen Pru ar 1-like
Exons: 2
Coding region: 73-552 (159 amino acids)
Biological process (GO): abscisic acid-activated signaling pathway; defense response
Cellular component (GO): nucleus; cytoplasm
Molecular function (GO): protein phosphatase inhibitor activity; abscisic acid binding; signaling receptor activity
Source: RefSeq, a predicted model, not a curated record
UACUUCUUUAAUAGAAAUCACAUUACACCCUUUUGAGUUCAUUUCUAUCUCUUUGUUUCUCACGAGGCAAACAUGGGCGUCAUCACCUACUCUCAAGAGUUCAAAUCCGCCAUCGCCCCAUCGAGGAUGUUCAAGGCUUUGAUCGUCGACUCGCACAAUGUCAUCCCCAAGAUCAUCCCCGAGGGCAUUAAGAGCGUCGAGUUCAUCGAGGGAGAUGGUGGAGCCGGCAGCAUCAAGAAAACUAACUUUGCCGAAAGUUCCCCCAUCAAGUACACCAAGCACAAGAUUGAUGCUCUCGAUGUGGACAACUGCUAUUGCAAAUACACUCUGAUCGAGAGUGGCAUCAACUUUGACAAGAUCGACUUUGUCGUCUAUGAGGUGAAGUUCAUCGCAGCUGACGGGGGAUCCGUUUGCAAGAUGACCAGCGAGUACCAUGCUAAGGAAGGUUGUGAGCUGAAGGAGGAUGACAUCAAGCAGGGCAAAGACAAAGCCACGGGAUUGGUGAAGACCAUUGAGGAGUACCUCUUGGCCAACCCCGAUGUUUGCGCCUAAAUGCUUUUUUUUUUUCAAUUUUCAAAUUCCUUCCGAGUGAUACUAUAAAUUGUGAGUGGACAAAUUGUAUUGUGUUUUCCUUUUUCUUCUUCUUGUGGCUCUAGGUUGGAGCUGUUUCGUGAGGAAAAGGUUUUUUUUUUUUUUUGGGGGUGUGAUUUCUAUCUUCUAAGUGAUUUGAUGGUCGUGAGUGUAAGGUCAAGUGGAAAUAAAGCUUCAAAAAGAGAAGUGAGCAAUACAACAAAUUAGAUUGCACUAUUUUCAAUUUUCUCCCCCAAAAAGAAGAUGUCUCUUGUUGUAUUUAUCAAGUUCUGAUGAAGCUUUUUCUAUUUUAUUUUCAA